Penicillium taxi is the source of this 1260-nucleotide messenger RNA. RefSeq names its product tyrosinase family protein. The record is from RefSeq and is a predicted model, not a curated record. The coding region runs from base 1 to 1260 and encodes 419 amino acids. Gene Ontology annotation, molecular function: oxidoreductase activity. Lineage: Eukaryota; Fungi; Ascomycota; Eurotiomycetes; Eurotiales; Aspergillaceae. The transcript has 3 exons.
AUGUACAAGAAAUCCACCAAUGUCUCCAGCCGCGUUGUUUUCGUUUGCGUCUGGCUCUCUGCCCUAGUUACCAUGAUUCUCUUUCCAAUAUGUUCCUUAGUUGUUCUGGCCUUACAGGCUCGAGCAGCUCCUACCCCUUUGGAAAGCAGCGCAUCUACGAUAGCAUUGGCAAAGGCUCACUUCGAGACUUUAGCCAAGACUGCACUUCAUGUGAGCAAUGAAAACAUCACCAAGAAGUCUCCUCAUUUAUCUGGAAAUUGCACACUGGAAAAUUUGCAUAUUCGUCGCGACUGGAGCGCUUUCUCCUCUGACGAGAAGAAAGCCUACAUCAAGUCCGUGCUUUGCUUGCAGGAAAAACCAGCGCUGACCCCUUCGACGCUUGCCCCUGGAGUCAAGUCACGAUAUGACGACUUCGUGGCUAGUCAUAUCAAUCAGACGUUGACAGUCCACUUUACGAAGGGCAAUUUCUUAGCUUGGCACAGAUACUUCAUUUUCGAAUUUGGAGAAGCUUUAAGAAAUGAAUGUGGCUACACGGGUGAUUAUCCGUACUGGAAUUGGGCUGCUGAUACUGCUGACAUGGAGAAAUCAGAGGUAUUUGACGGCAGCGAUACGUCAAUGUCUGGAAACGGAGCCUAUAUUGCAGAUCGACCUGAUAUAAAAUUCUCCGUCGGCGAUCUUCAAGUCACCCUUCCCAUCGGAACCGGAGGGGGCUGUGUUGAAACUGGUCCAUUCAAGAACUAUACCGUCAACCUUGGCCCCGUUGCUCUUGCACCUGGAGGAAACGACCACCCUCUCGACUAUAACCCACGCUGUCUUAAACGCGAUUUGACCACGGCCCUUUUGCAAAACUACGCAAACUAUUCGUCAAUUGUGCACCUGCUUCAGAACAACGACAACAUCUGGGACUUCGAAAAUCACCUACAGGGUGCUCCGUAUACUGGAUCUAUCGGUGUCCAUGGUGCAGGUCAUUACUCUAUUGGCGGCGAUCCUGGUCGCGAUGUCUAUGUGAGCCCAGGAGACCCGGCUUUUUGGCUCAAUCAUGGAAUGAUUGAUCGUGUGUGGUGGAUCUGGCAAAACUUGGAUUGGAAUAAUCGCCAGAAUGCUAUAUCGGGAACCAAUACGUUUCUGAAUCAGCCACCUUCGGCAAACACUACCCUUGACGAUGUCAUUGAUCUUGGGUACGCUAAUGGUGGCGGUUCCAUUGCCAUACGGGAUAUUAUGAGCACUACGGCGGGACCAUAUUGCUAUGUCUAUGUGUAA